CACCCCCUACCUCCCUCGCCUCUUUCUCGUUGACUGGCUGGCUCUUGAUCUUGCGACUGAACUUUCAACGAAUCGAUAAGGCUUCCAAUGUCGUGGACGGGCGGCCCAGGCGCGCAGCCAGUGUCCAACGGCACGCAGCAGGCUGCAUCGGUGCCUUCGUAUGCAUCUGCAGUCACUGGAUCCAAGGACGGAGCGCAGCAGCCGGCUGCGGCGUCAUCGGCUGGCUCCGGGUCGACCAACAGUAGCGGGAAGCAGAAGCCGCAGCAGCAGGCUGGAAAGGCCGCCGUCGCUGCACCCUCUGGCACAUCGUUCUACUACUCGGGCAAGAAGCCAGUCACAUCUGCGCAACUGGCUCCGGCGCUGACAAAGACCGAAGCGACCCCGCCAACCAUCUAUCAGGGAGUCGCGCCGACCAUCUCACACACCAGCCAUGCCCCGGCUCAGACACAGCUACCAUCGCAUAGCGCCACUACACAGUACAGUGGCCCAAGCUCGUAUUCGAGUUAUCCGCCGCCGCCGCCGCUGCCGCAGCAGCAGCAGCAGCAGCACAAGAACUCGCAUCAGCCGCCAAUGCCCGGCCAGCAGCAGCAGGGGAAAGGCCCGACUGGGCUGCCACCAGGCAAUUACCCGCCUGCCAUGGUUUCCUACAUAGAGCGAUCCUAUCACGGAGCAACAGACCCGGCCACGCGAGAUCAGAUCGAAGCCGAGCUUGGCGUCAUCAUCCGAAAGGUUCAAGCCCGCAAUGCGUUUCAUACACACCCGUGGGCAACAGAGCUGCUGCCGGCAGCUGCUCAGCGGGCACAGGAGGCUCAGAACAAGGUGAAGCGGCGGUGGGACCAAGCAGGUCCCGCUGCACAGUCUGGGCAGCAACCUAUGACUUUGUCGUCCCUUGCUGCCUCGUCAUCGCAAGGGACUGCCCCACCGUUUGUUGCUCCGUUUAACAUGCAAGCCGCCACAACCGUGCAGGUGCAACAGCACCAUCACCAGCAGAUGCAGCACUACCAAUCAGCUGCGACCCCGUCCUAUCCGCGACCCUCGCAACCCUCCUAUCCACCUCCUCCCCUGCAGCCACAGCGACCCCAUGAUGUGCACUACUUUCCGCCACAUCAACAGCAGCAGCAGCCGCCAAGGCCGCAUGGCUACCCACCACCUUUGACACCGCAGCAGCCGUCCUCGUCUCAGUACUCUUCGUACCAAGGACAGCAGCAGCCGUAUAUUCUGUCACAGCAGCAGCAGCAGCAGCAGCAACACCCAGCACAGCCGCAACAACCUCCUCCAUUAACCGCUCUGGCAGACCCACAGCAGCAGCAGCAGCAGCAGCAAACGGGACAGGCUGCGCAGCAAUAUCAACAGCACCUCGAAAACCUGCGUCAAAUGCAACAGCAACGGCAGCAGCAAGUGCAGCAGCAAUCUUCACAGCCAAGAUCGGCAAGCAACAACAACGGCGUGCAAGGCCAAUGGCAGCAUCACUCGCAGCAACAACGGUAUAGUGGAUUUGUGGGUGCUUCGGGAGCCGAGGGCGCCUCCUCAACCCCGCUAGUGAGCACGAACGCGAGCGGUGCGGUGAGUACGCUCGGGUUUGUGCCUGUUGGACGCCGCAAGCGCUCGCCAUCCCCAUCGUCGCGAGACUCGAGUCGCUCGAGCUCUGUUGAGCGACCAGGACGUCCACUCACCAAAGAGGAGAAGCGCCAGGCGAAAGAAAAGGCAAAGCGCGAGCAGGCAUCUGCGGCCAUGAAGGCAGCUGGCUUUGGGGGCCCCAGAUUGGAUCCUGAGGCGGAGAUGAAAAAGAGUUCUCGUGCCGCGCGCUUCCAGCAAGAAUUUGCAGAGCACCAGCGCAAGCAGCUGGCAAGUAAAAAGGCUCGCAUCGCCAUUAGUGUCAACGCGGAUGGCGAAGACCUGGAUGGAGACGAACUGGACUGGACCAGCUGGGCAAUUCGAGGCACGAGCGGCGAGCUUGAGAAGCGCUAUCUUCGCUUGACCUCCGCGCCAGAUCCAUCCACGGUGCGGCCAGAAUCUGUGCUGUCCCAGUCUCUCGAUAUGGUCAAGAACGCAUGGAAGGCCGACAACGACUACAAGUACGCUUGGGAGCAAUUAAAGUCGAUUCGACAGGAUCUGACGGUCCAAAAUAUCAAAAAUUCGUUCACGGUGAAAGUCUACGAGACACACGCGCGUAUCGCACUGGAAAAGGGCGACGUGGGCGAGUUCAACCAAUGCCAAGCCCAGCUCAAGGAGCUGUACAAGGACGGCAUUCUCGGCAGCGUGUUUGAGUUUACGGGCUACCGCGUUCUCUAUGCCAUUUUCAUCAAUAACAGCUUGGAUGUAACAAAUGCGCUUGCGGCUCUUACGCCUGCCGUGCGCGAGAGCCAGGCAGUGGCUCAUGCGUUGGCGGUCAGACACGCCGUGGCGCUCGGAAAUUAUCGGCGCUUUUUCAAGCUCUACCUGUCGGCACCGUUCAUGAGCGGCUAUCUCAUGGACUGGUUUGUUGAUCGGGAGCGGGCCAAGGCCCUUGCGGUGAUGGUCAAGGCGUACCGACCGUCAUUGACCAUGGCGUUCUUGCAAACGGAGCUCGCGUUUGAGACUGCCGAGGAUUGUGACGCGUUUGUGCGCGGCGCAGGUUUGACACCCUCGGACGAUGGGUUGACGUUGGAUUGCACGGUCGCUUCCACCGCGUCUGCUGGGCCCACACCAGUGCCACUCCCGAUGAGCAAGCGUGUCACCAAGUGA
Capsaspora owczarzaki ATCC 30864 is the source of this 2724-nucleotide messenger RNA. Its product is annotated as nucleus protein. Bases 88 to 2724 code for a protein of 878 amino acids. The transcript is spliced from 5 exons. Gene Ontology annotation, cellular component: nucleus. Lineage: Eukaryota; Filasterea; Ministeriida; Capsasporidae. The record is from RefSeq and is a predicted model, not a curated record.